AUGCAGCUGAGGAAGUCUGUAGAGGAGAAUACAAAUGUACUUCAGAAUUUGAAAAAGACUGAUGAGCCUGCACCUGUAGGGAAUUAUAAUCAGAGGAAAGAAGAAGAAGAAAAACUAUUGCAAAAGCUUUCUCAGCAGCUGCAGAAACUUUCUCUGAUACUGGAUCAGGAUAACACAACUUACGCUGUAGAUCAGAAGGAUGCCCAAACAGAAGAUGAAAAUGAAGAGGAUGAUGGUGAAGAAGAGGAAGAAAGUAGUGAGGAGGAAGACAGUGAUGAAGCAGAUGAUGAAGAUGAAUUGUUGGAUGAUCCAGAUGUUAAAGAAUGUAUCACAGUGGGAAACUUUAUCGCACAGCAAGAAGGGGACCUCACAUUUAAAAAAGGGGAAGUCCUGCUUAUACAUGACAAGAAGGCCGACGGCUGGUGGGUAGCUGAAAAUUCCAAAGGGGAGAGAGGACUUGUUCCUAAAACCUACCUUGCAGUCUAUAAUAAUGAUGAAGAAAGCCAAGAAGAAAGUGAAGAGCAGACAGAGGAGGUAGAUGAAACAGCAAGUGGAACUGAAAUUGAAAGAAGGACAGAUUCUCACAGGAAUGCUGUAAGAAGAGCUGUCACAGAGAAUGACACAGUAGAGAUAUUGACGACCAUGGGAGCCAUUCCUGCAGGGUUCCGCCUAUCCACACUUCAUCAGCUCUUAGAAGAAGGUAAUCAAUUUCGAACAAGUUACUUCAUACAGCCUGAACUCACACCCUCCCAGCUGGCUUUUAAAGACUUGGUGUGGAACUCUGAAAAAAAUACUAUCCAUCAAAGAAUAACUCGAGUAUCUCUGAUUUUAACCUUACUGAGCUGUAAAAUGAUUCCAGCCCCAGGAGUUAGCGUACAGGUUCUCAGUAGACAUAUUCGACUUUGUCUAUUUGAUGGCAAUCGGGUGCUCAGUAACAUUCAUACAGUGAGAGCUACGUGGCUACCUAAAAAUCCCCAUACAUGGACCUUUUCUCCAAAGGUAACAGGCAUUUUACCCAGUUUGCUGGAUGGUGACUGUUUUGUCAGGUCCAAUUCUUCAUCUUCAGAUAUUGGAAUAUUGUUUGAACUUGGCAUCACUUAUAUUCGCAACUCAACAGGUGAAAGAGGAGAGCUAAGCUGUGGCUGGGUAUUCCUGAAGCUUUUUACUUCCGAUGGAGUACCUAUUCCUUCCAAGACAUACGAGCUGCUGCUGAAUGGUGGAACUCCUUAUGAGAGAGGUGUGGAGGUUGACCCGUCGAUAUCCAGAAGAGCAAGUGGUAGUGCUUUUCAUCAAAUUCUGACAUUCAGAAAGCAGCCUGCCCUUCUUGUGAAGCUGAGGUCAUUAAGCGUGGAGACAAAAGAUAUGUUGAAUUUGCUACCAGAAACAUUAAUUGGUAGUAGGUGCUACAUCCAUCUCUUGGUAUUUUAUCGACAAAUACUUGGUGACGCCCUCCUGAAAGACAGAAUAAGCAUGCAAAAUGCUGAUUUAAUAUGUAAUCCUAUUUUAGCAACUUUUCCCCAAAUCAUGGAUCAGCCAGACCUGAUAGAUGCACUUCGGAGCGCUUGGGCGGAUAAAGAACAAACUUUGAAGAGAUCAGAGAAGCGAGACCGGGAAUUUGUGAAGUCUCAGUUUGUCCUGGCGUACCACGACUCUGUCUUUCCUCUCCUCCAGUCCACUCUCCUCCCCAGUCCCAAGUGGGCUGAGGAAGAGACCGAAGCUUCUCGCUGGAAGGUGAUCGCCGAGUUCUUGAAAAGGACCCGGGAGAACGAUGGUGCCCUUCAGUUCUUGCUGUCAUCAGAAAACUCCCACAAAGCCUUUGAUAUCUCAGAGCUGACUUACGAUUUCUUAAGAGAAACUAGGAAAAACAGCCCUCCGGGAUGA
This is a messenger RNA of Tinamus guttatus (white-throated tinamou), 1881 nucleotides long. The record is from RefSeq and is a predicted model, not a curated record. Lineage: Eukaryota; Metazoa; Chordata; Aves; Tinamiformes; Tinamidae.